This is a messenger RNA of Echinococcus granulosus, 573 nucleotides long. RefSeq names its product PDZ and LIM domain protein. Bases 1 to 573 code for a protein of 190 amino acids. Lineage: Eukaryota; Metazoa; Platyhelminthes; Cestoda; Cyclophyllidea; Taeniidae. Gene Ontology annotation, molecular function: muscle alpha-actinin binding; actin binding. Gene Ontology annotation, cellular component: adherens junction; stress fiber; filamentous actin. The transcript is spliced from 4 exons. Gene Ontology annotation, biological process: muscle structure development; actin cytoskeleton organization. The record is from RefSeq and is a predicted model, not a curated record.
AUGUCAACUGAGCCUGUGGUCUAUCAGCUUCGACGACCCUCAUCGGAUAAGUCAUGGGGGUUUGUGCUCCAAGGCGGUGCUGAUCAAGGACUCCCUGUCUUUGUGCACAAGAUAACGCGUAAUGGCAUCGCUCACCGAGCUGGACUCGAGCCUGGGGAUGUGAUCGUCAAAAUCUGCAAAACCCCGCUUUCUGGAAUGUCACAUAGCCAGGUGAAGGCUGAACUGCUUCGCGCUGGAAGCGAUCUAGAUUUCACCGUCUUGAAACGUGCCUUCAACGUGACUAACUACAACAUGAGCAUGAAAAUGAUGGCAGCUGAGCAGUCUUCCCCAACCGUCGUUCAAGGCGGACCAGAGGAGCGAUCUGAGAUUGUUGAAGAACAUCUAUGGCGCCAUGGUGGACCUACUUUUAAGAAUGUCCAACCCAAGUCCUACAAAAUUCUCGAACAACAGCUGCCACAGUCGGAAAUGGGAGGAAGCGGGCCAGGAUCGGUUUUUGAGCGGUCUGUGGAUGAGAGAUCACCUUACCUAAAGGCCACGGAGCAGACAAUCCAGAAGGCCUAUGGAGAGUCGUGA